Aphanomyces invadans is the source of this 2306-nucleotide messenger RNA. RefSeq lists its product as hypothetical. NCBI's taxonomy places the organism in Eukaryota, Oomycota, Saprolegniomycetes, Saprolegniales, Verrucalvaceae. The coding region runs from base 1 to 2127 and encodes 708 amino acids. The transcript has a single exon. The record is from RefSeq and is a predicted model, not a curated record.
AUGUUCGUCGUCCGGUACGUUCUCGUUCCAGUCAGCGGCGUUGCCGUGUUCGUCAUUGUGAGUCUCCUUCUCGUGGGGUACUACGUGCUCUACGUCGUGUUGUUGGUUGUCCCGAACGUGGCAGUGUCGUUUGCGAUUGCGUUUGUCAUUCCGUUCGUCAACCCCAAGGCGCCGUCCCCGAUCGAUUGGGAACACCAGUGGACGUUUUUCACGUUGAUGGCCAAGAUGGACUUUGCCGAAGCCGAGUUUUAUUUGACCAACAACGUCAAGUCGAAAGAGUUGGUGGCGGCCGUGAAGGCUCGACGCACCGCCAGAGGACCACGCGACAAAGCCAAGGCCGACCACGGGAUCGACAAGUGCCUGCACUCGAUGGUGACGACCCAAAUCACGACCGUUCAAGCCCUGAUUGCUGGAGGCAACGAUUUCAUCGAAACUCGCGACCAGGCGACAUUGAGUUCUGUGCUUGGCGCCACGAUCCUGUUCGUGUCGUACGUGGCGUACGUGAGCACGAAAGACUUUGUCUUGGGCGACAUUACGUCCAAGGUCCACGACGCACUCGCGAUCCUGUUGCCGUGGCUCUUGGUGGAAGAAAUCGGCGUCGGGCUCUCGUUUGUCCUGCUCCAGUUCAAACACCUGUCGUACAAGCUCAACUCGGUGCCGAGCGUGUUGAGUUGCACGAACGAACGACGGAAACGAGCCCACUCGAAGUCUAGCAUGUUUUCGAUGCCCCCCACCAUCAAGGCGUAUGCUACCUCCCCCGCAGUCCGACCUCCCACCCACCCAGAACGCCGCUCUCAUCGAUUCGGCUCGGCUGCAAAUGUGACGCGCGAUGUUCGACUCAACAAAGACGCGUUUCGGUAUCACGUCAACGUGCAGGGCUUGAGCGUCGGGGUGGGAGCGACAAACCUGAUGGACGUGGCGACGUCCAUCACGUCGCUGUGGACGCUUCUGUUCCUGGGCCAAGGGUACAUUGUCGACACAGUCACGUCGAUGAAUACACACGACCAAGUGUGGGUGACCAGAGUGUACUGGUACUGCGUGGUCGCGUCGGGUCUCGUCAUUGCGUUCUGCUACACGCCAUUCUUCUUCCGUCCGACUGCCGAGCAAAGGGAAGAAUUCGAGUCCGUGUCGGCAAGCUGUGAAGCGUCAUUGACGCUCGAACGCUUGUGCAAGGUUCAAAACCACCUCCUCGACGUUGUGCACACCAACACCCAAGACGAGAGCUGCUCGAACGACGUGGCAGAUGGCGCUACCGACGCCCUCGCGUCCCAAUCUUGGCACGAAAUCACCCGCCGGUUGCGCGAACUGGCCCUGAUCAACAUGGACACGGUCGACAUUGUGUCGUUCGCGUUGUACGUGGUGGCACUGAGCACGUACGAUUUUGAAGCGGGCACUGUCCGCGAUAUUCCCGUGAAUGAAGACUCGCCCUGGGGAAAUGCUGGCCACAGCAGCGACAAUGCACGAUUGAAAACGGUCGACGUGUUAAUUGACGACCUGGCCACGCAACAGGUCAAAACGUCUGUCCCGCACACGAACCUGGCCGCCAUGGAUUUCGCCGGGCCGAUUUGGUCUUCGUAUUUGGACUCUCCGAUGGAGCACAUGCCCCCCGUCGACGGCAACGUGCCCGUCACGAAUGAUGUGUUUCCGUCCAUCUUGCUGCGCAUUCCGAACGAGCGAUGGCGGCAUGGCCACGGCCACAUUAGUUUGAGCGACAUACCCGUCAUGGGCAUGAGCUCGCUCGGCGCGGUGCUCGCCGAACGGAAACGGACCCACAUGAAAGAUAUUUACGACAACCCGCUCGUUCAAGAAAAACGCAUUUACGUAGCUCCAAGGCAAGGCGACUUGAUGUGCAUCGGCCUCGAAAUCAAGAUCAUGGCGCAUUACGUCGUCAGCAUCUACCUCGUGGCGAGCCAUGGCGUCACCUUUGGUCGUGGCCCCGUGUACGUUGCUUUCGGAGAGCUCCAGUGUGAUGUUGCGCUCGUUCUGACCGACGGGGUAGCACCCAACCUUCCGCUAGCUACGACGUUCUAUGAAGUAGCGCGGGCGGACCGCAUGCGGGCAUUCCAUGACUGUGUCCUGGACAUUCCGUCUCCGUCGACUUCGUAUGCUCACACUGGUGAGGAAUAGGGCGUUCGAGGGAGCUACGGGGCAAUGGUUGGCCAAAGUAAUCUCUUUACCGACGAAAUCCAUCGGAUCGCAUGCCUGCUCGCCAGUGUACUUUCAAGUAGUACGUAUUGUACGUGGAAGAUCCUUUGUUUUGAGCAACAUCUCAACAUGCUUGGGCCAUUCCUGGCUUCCUGUGCGAA